This is a messenger RNA of Magallana angulata, 3920 nucleotides long. RefSeq lists its product as uncharacterized. The transcript has 2 exons. Lineage: Eukaryota; Metazoa; Mollusca; Bivalvia; Ostreida; Ostreidae. Bases 1 to 3537 code for a protein of 1178 amino acids. Gene Ontology annotation, molecular function: nucleic acid binding. The record is from RefSeq and is a predicted model, not a curated record. Gene Ontology annotation, biological process: DNA integration.
AUGGCGGGGCCAGACCAUGUUGUAUUUUCCUUAAGGAACAAGAUAAAGGAAGUAAUCAACCCUGAAGAGGUAGUUAGGAUGCUUGAAGUGGACUUUAGCGAGAACUCAAAUAGCUCUAAACACAUUUCCUAUGAAGACAGAAAAUUUCUGGAUGCCAUGGAAAAGGGGAUUCAUAAGCUGGAUGGGCAUUAUGAAAUGCCAUUACCUUUCCGAGAAGCUAUGCCAUACCUGAGCAAUAAUAGAGACAUGGCAUUACAGCGACUGCAACAUUUGCGGAACCGAUUUGCAAAGGAUGCACAGUAUUGCGAGCAUUACAUUUCCUUCAUGAGAGAAUUGAUUUUGAAGGGUUAUGCAGAAAGAGUACCGGAAAAGGAAAUCAACGUUGAUAGUGGACAAGCAUGGUACAUUCCACACCAUGGUGUGUAUCAUCCGCAAAAACCAGGAAAGUUGCGUGUAGUCUUUGAUUGCAGUGCGAAGUAUAUAGGCCAGUCAUUAAAUGACCAUCUGCUACAAGGACCUGAUAUGAUGAAUAUGCUUGUUGGAGUUUUGUGUCGUUUCCGCAAAGAGCCUGUUGCCUUUGUUUGCGAUAUUGAGCAGAUGUUUCACCAGUUCAAGGUGAAUGUGGAGCACAGAAAUUAUCUACGAUUCCUGUGGUGGGAUGACGGCAAUUUCAGUAAGGAUCCUACUACUUACCGGAUGACGGUACACCUGUUUGGAGCAGUGUCCUCCCCAGGAUGCGCCAACUUUGGCCUGAGACAAGCUGCUACUGAUGGAGAACUUCAGUUUGGAUCUGAUGUUGCGAACUUUAUCAAACGAGACUUCUAUGUUGAUGACGGACUGAAGUCGGUCGCUACUCCAGAGGAAGCCAUUAGCCUUAUAGAGAGAAGCAAAGAGUUAUGCUGUGGAAGUGGUUUGAGAUUACACAAAUUCCUCUCAAACUCGAAGGAAGUUUUGGAGAGCAUUUCAGCUGACGAUAGGGCAAAGGGACUAGCAGGUAUUGACAUACAUCAGGACAAACUUCCCAUUGAGAGAACUCUAGGUAUCCAGUGGUGUAUUCAGACAGAUGCAUUCCAGUUCAAGAUUACCCCGAAGGACCGUCCCCUUACUAGACGAGGUGUUCUUUCGACGUUAAGUUCCGUAUACGAUCCACUUGGAUUCAUUGCGCCUUUUGUCCUAGUUGGGAAACAAAUUUUGCAGGAAAUGUGUAGAAACCAAACAGAUUUGGAUAGUCCUCUACAAGAGAACUUGCGACCCAGAUGGAGAUGUUGGAGGGAAGAUCUCGAGAAGCUUGGUUCCUUGGAAAUCAAGAGAUGUCUGAAACCUGAGAACUUUGGAGAUGUCGUUGUGGCCGAACUACACCAUUUCUCAGAUGCAAGCACUAUUGGUUAUGGCCAGUGCUCAUAUCUACGUCUUAUAGAUGACAAGCAACAAGUACAUUGCUCUUUAGUUAUGGCCAAAUCCAGAGUCACGCCACUGAAGCAAGUUACUGUACCUCGUUUGGAACUUACUGCUGCUCUCGUUUCUGUAAAAGUCAGCUCCCAACUUCUAGAAGAGCUCGAAAUUAGCAAUGUCGUUGAAUGGUUUUGGACAGAUAGUACUGUUGUCCUUGGAUACAUUGCUAAUGAUUCUCGGCGUUUUCACGUUUUUGUCGCCAACAGACUUCAACAGAUUCGUGACCGCACGGAACCCAAUCAGUGGAACUACAUCAGUUCAGCAGAGAACCCAGCAGACAUAGCAUCACGUGGAAUUACAGCUGCUGAGUUACGAAACAGGAAGGAAUGGUUCAGAGGACCCAAUUUUCUAUGGGAGUCCAGUUUACCAUUUUCUGGUCAACCUGUUAGCAAGCCAAGUAUAUCAGAGGACGAUCCUGAGGUUAAGCGUUGCCAGGUGUUUGAGACGAAGGUGGAACCUACUGAAUAUACGUCACUAAUUGACUAUUUAGAACGUUGUUCUGAUUGGAAUCGUGCCAAGAGACUCAUAGCAAACUGUCUUAAGUUCAAGACGUUGCUUAGAAAGAUUCCUUGUCAGAAGGCAACAGAUGCAGUGCCUUCAAAGGAGCAAGGAUUGCCUGUAGCUUUAUUAGAGGAAGCAGAAUUGGCCAUUGUGAGAUUAGUCCAGAAAGAGGCCUUUAGUGAAGAAUUGAAAAUUCUGAACAACACCAAGGGAUGUGAAGAUGUUAACAGAAAGAAGUCUGUUCAAAAAACAUCCUCCCUUUACCGACUCGAUCCAUUUCUGGAUAAUAAUGAUGUUUUACGAGUUGGGGGUCGUUUGCAGAAGGGAGAAUUUACGUCUUAUGUUAAGCACCCAAUCAUUUUACCAAGGAAGUCGCAUGUUACAAGGCUUAUCAUCAGACACUUUCAUGAACGCAGCAGACACCAAGGACGAAGUAUCACAACCAAUGAGAUUAGAUCAAAUGGUUAUUGGAUUAUUGGCUGCAGUUCUGCUGUGUACAGUCUCAUUUCAAGAUGCGUGAAAUGUCGUAAAUGUCGCAGUCAAACACUGGAUCAGAAAAUGAGCGACCUACCUGCUGACAGACUUGCAGCAGAGGCACCCUUUACGUACAGUGGGGUAGACUUCUUCGGACCAUUCUACAUCAAAGAAGGGAGAAAAGAAUUGAAGAGAUAUGGAGUUUUGUUCACAUGUAUGUCUUCAAGAGCGGUGCAUCUAGAGACCGCAAACUCUCUCGACACCAGUUCAUUUAUCAAUGCUCUGCGCAGAUUUCUGUCGAUACGUGGACCAGUAAAACAAUUGAGAUCAGAUAGAGGUACUAACUUUGUCGGGGCUGAGAGAGAACUCAGAGAAUCUCAAGAAGAACUAGACGACAGUCGCCUGAAGCAGUUUCUAACAGCAGAAGGAUGUGAUUAUAUCAGUUUUAAAAUGAACAUUCCGUCAGCGAGUCAUAUGGGCGGAGUUUGGGAAAGGCAGAUCAGGACAGUUCGCAAUGUGCUUUCUUCUCUAUUGCAGGACUUUGGAUCUCAGUUGGAUGAUGAGGGUCUUAGAACCCUUUUCUGCGAAGCUAUGGCUAUUGUCAACAGUCGUCCACUUACCAUCUCGAACUUGCAUGAUCCGUUUGCCCCUGAACCAAUCACCCCUAACCACCUUCUGACCAUGAAGUCUAAGGUUGUCUUACCACCACCUGGUGAGUUCCAGACGCCAGAUUUGUAUUGCCGUAGGAGAUGGCGCCGCAUACAAUACUUGGCCAAUGAAUUCUGGACACGUUGGAGAAAGGAAUAUGUUCAGAUUCUUCAGACGCGUACAAAGUGGUCGUCAACAAGAAGGAAUAUCCAAAUUGGAGAUGUCGUUAUAGUGAAGGAUGAUAACUUGCCCCGGAAUCAGUGGCAUCUUGGUCGUGUCAUAGAUACAUAUGCAAGCGAGGAUGGGUUGGUCCGUAGUGUUAGAUUAGCUAUAGGAGACAGCAAUCUGGACAAGAAAGGCAAGAGGAACGGUCAGCUUUCAACACUUGAAAGACCUAUUCACAAGUUAGUCUUGUUGUUGGAGAACGAGACCGGGGAAGACCCCACCGAGGAGCCAUAUUAGGAACCUAUUUGAGUGUUUCUUUAUGGACAUUUUAUUAGUUGUGAGAUUGUAUAUAUGUUAAAAUUAGUUAUUCACUAAUUUGGGGAGCCAUGUUACGCCCGUACAGGCUACCAUAGGUAGAACUCUUUUGUCAAGUGAGGUAAUUUUAUAUCUUGUUACAUUAUUCUGUUUAUUUGGCGGUAAGCACAUGGUGCAGCAAAGUCAGGAAAACCCUCAUAUAUUACGAAAAUAAGGCACAAGGAGUUUCACGGUGAAGUUUGGUACUGUUUGUGACUCUGCGGCGGGAAUACCCGUAUUUUUGUUCUACAUUAAACUUCAUCAGUCAAAACCAAGUCAACCUUGUUUUAUCUACGAGAGGGUCGAUCCAUAACCGCACAUCUCUG